AUGCAAUGUGUUGUCGCUGUGAAGAACUUUUCAAGCGUUGAACAUGGCGGAGGAAAAGAGCAGAGCAUGAAGCUGCGCUGCGGCGUGUACGGAAAAGGGAGCGUUUUCUCCGUCGAGAUCAAGCGCAAUGCAGAUGUCGAGUCGCUGCAGAAGGCCAUUGUGAACGAGAAGAAAGACGUCAAUGAUUGCUUCAAAGUUGAUCCAGCAAAGUUAAUGCUAGGAAAGAAGGGGAAACCACGUGGUCAAGAAGGGUAUCUCAAGAAAAGAGAUCGUCGGCCACCCAUAGUUCCUAUUGUUCGGUCCUCGUCAAAAACAACAAUUGCGUAUCGCAUCAUGGACUGGAUUUCUAGUGAUAUCAGCGUUGCGAAUGUCAAGUACGUCUUUUUUGAAAUGCCUGAAUCUGAUGUGGCUGAAGAAGGAACUUUCUGGAAUCGAUUGGGGAGGUGCAUUGAUAAUCGAUAUGCAGGCUGCGAUUAUGAUUCGUUUUUGCAGUUGGUGGAAGAAUCUGCCACUCAAGACCGAAAGUAG
This is a messenger RNA of Plasmopara halstedii, 528 nucleotides long. RefSeq lists its product as uncharacterized. Lineage: Eukaryota; Oomycota; Peronosporomycetes; Peronosporales; Peronosporaceae. The record is from RefSeq and is a predicted model, not a curated record. The coding region runs from base 1 to 528 and encodes 175 amino acids. The transcript is spliced from 2 exons.